Equus quagga is the source of this 946-nucleotide messenger RNA. RefSeq names its product transmembrane protein 234 (gene TMEM234). The record is from RefSeq and is a predicted model, not a curated record. Bases 21 to 443 code for a protein of 140 amino acids. The transcript has 5 exons. NCBI's taxonomy places the organism in Eukaryota, Metazoa, Chordata, Mammalia, Perissodactyla, Equidae.
UGGAAGGGAGAGGCGUUGCCAUGGCGGCGUCUCUCGGGCAGGUGCUGGCCUUGGUGCUGGUGGCCGCUCUGUGGGGUGGCACCCAGCCGCUGCUGAAGCGGGCCUCCUCCGGCCUGCAGCAGGUCCACGAGCGGACCUGGGCCCGGCAGUUGCUGCAGGAGAUGAAGACCCUCUUCUUGAAUACUGAGUACCUGAUGCCCUUUUUCCUCAACCAGUGUGGUUCCCUUCUCUACUACCUCACCUUGGCCUCAACAGAUCUGACCCUAGCUGUGCCCAUCAGUAACUCUCUGGCCAUCGUCUUCACACUGAUUGUUGGCAAGGUCCUUGGAGAAGAUAUUGGUGGUAAACGAGCAUUCGCAGGCAUUGUGCUCACCGUGGCAGGAAUCACACUCUGCAUCACAAGCUCGGUGAGCAAGACCCAGAGGCACCCAUCUACCCUUUGAGUGGGCCGAUACCUCCCUCCAGCUCUGCUGUCUCCAGGAAGCCCCUGGGCCAUGAGGUGCAGGCAGUGAGCAGAGGGACCUAGCACUUCCCCCUGAGCCUCAGCUUCCUCGUCUCUUACGGGAAUAACAGCUACCUCGUGGAUCACAAUAAGAGAACAAGAGUGAGAGGAUUUUGGAACUUUCAAGUGCUGUUCAAUGUCUAGGAUUUAGCACAAGAGACUUCACACUUACCCUCAGCAACCUUUCUGCCUCAGCAGCUCUCUUCCUGCUGUCAUGUCAGGCCACUAAGGCCCUAGCCCAGCCACUGUUACUAUGGCCUGAUCUGGACUAUCACAGCAGCAGGGUUGAUGGACUGCAGAAUCCCUGCUGCAUGGAGAGGGCCAGCUUGGUUCUUUGAGCCAGAAAUGCAAACAGGAGGCCUCCAGGGCUCAGAGAGCAUGCUGGCUGAAGGGAGAACUGAGGGGAAGAAGGCGCACUAGAAUGGCAGAUGUAAGGGAGAGAGC